This is a messenger RNA of Monomorium pharaonis (pharaoh ant), 746 nucleotides long. RefSeq names its product actin-related protein 2/3 complex subunit 3 (gene Arpc3A). Lineage: Eukaryota; Metazoa; Arthropoda; Insecta; Hymenoptera; Formicidae. Gene Ontology annotation, cellular component: cytoskeleton; Arp2/3 protein complex. Gene Ontology annotation, biological process: Arp2/3 complex-mediated actin nucleation; regulation of actin filament polymerization. The transcript has 4 exons. The record is from RefSeq and is a predicted model, not a curated record. Gene Ontology annotation, molecular function: actin filament binding. The coding region runs from base 146 to 682 and encodes 178 amino acids.
GCGCGGCCUGCAGCCACUCAUUCGAACUAGGCUGUGGUUUGCUGCUCGGCUCGACGGUUUGACGUUUCGUGACAUGUUGUAGCCGAUGUGCCUAUCCAUCCUGGAUAAUUUUUAGUGUUAGGAGUGCUAUCGUUCCGUCGUCGUUAUGCCUGCUUAUCACUCGAGCUUUACGAGCAAAACCCAUGGCACCAUCGGAAACAUGGCACUGUUGCCGAUCAAAACCACAUUCAGGGGUCCCGCGCCUCCUUUUAAUAAUAAGGAACAAGACAUCAUUGAUGAGGCAUUGUAUUUCUUCAAGGCAAAUGUAUUCUUCAGAACAUAUGAGAUUAAGAGCGAGGCUGACAGAGUUUUAAUCUACAUCACCCUAUUUAUUACCGAAUGUUUAAAGAAACUGCAAAAAUGCGCAACCCAGCCACAGGCCAUGAACGAAAUGUUCUCCCUCGCUAUUUCCAAAUUCGAUAUCCCCGGUGAUCCUGGCUUUCCCUUGAAUUCAGUAUAUGCCAAACCAAGCAGUCCUGCUGAAGCUGAUCUCAUGAGGCAAUAUCUUCAUCAAAUCAGGCAAGAAACGGCUGUUAGAAUCGUUGAAAAAGUAUACGGCGAAGACGGAAAGCCGAGCAAAUGGUGGCUCUGUUUCGCGAAAAAGAAAUUUAUGGACAAGUCGCUAUCUGGUCCUGGCCAAUGAGUUAUCUCUCCUUUAUUGUUUUGAGAAUGUGCAUGAUUGAAAAAAUAAACCGGUUAAGAAAAAA